This is a messenger RNA of Brenthis ino (lesser marbled fritillary), 1599 nucleotides long. Lineage: Eukaryota; Metazoa; Arthropoda; Insecta; Lepidoptera; Nymphalidae. The record is from the annotation of a GenBank genome assembly.
AUGUCUCACGUAUCAGAUAUGAAAAUUCUCUUUUCUAGGUUGUGUUCUAUGAAAAAUGGUUUACCUUCAUUUAAAUAUGGAAGUCGAAACUUCAGCCAGAAUAUUGAUAAACCACCACAGCCUUUACCCAAAGGCAGUGUCACACCUCUGCCACCUCUAUCAGAACCAAUGCCGAAUCUUCCACCAGUGACCUAUGCAUCUUCAAAAGCCGAUAACUAUACUACAGAAGUGACUAUAUUAAGUAAUGGACUAAGAGUUGCAUCAGAAAAAAAAUUUGGUCAAUUCUGUACUGCUGGAGUUGUCAUUGAUUCAGGACCAAGAUAUGAAGUUGCAUACCCUAACGGUAUUUGUCAUUUCCUUGAAAAACUUAGCUUUGGGGCAACUCAUAAGUUUCCCACUCGUGAUAUGAUGCUAAGAGAAUUAGAACGACAUGGUGGUAUAUGUGACUGUCAAGGCUCUCGAGAUACAACAGUUUAUGCUACCAGUGCUGAUUCCAGGGGUCUGGAAGCUGUAACUCAAGUAUUAGCUGAAGUUACUCUUAGACCUCAACUAACUACAGAGGAGAUUGAAGGAGCUAGACAAGCCGUGGCAUUUGAGCUUGAAACUUUGUCUAUGAGACCUGAACAAGAAACUAUUUUAAUGGACAUGAUACAUUCAGCUGCAUACAAAAUGAAUACUCUGGGCCUUCCAAAAAUAUGUCCUAAUGAGAAUGUAUCGAAAAUUGAUAGAAGCAUAAUAUUGAACUAUUUGCAAAAUCAUUACACUCCAGAUAGAAUGGUUGUAGCAGCAGUUGGAGUAGAUCAUGGUCCUUUUGUGGAAUUUGUACAGAAAUAUUUUGUUGAUAUGAAUCCAACAUGGGACGCUGCGGAAAGCUUUACUCCACAAACAGACAAGUCCAUUGCUCAAUAUACAGGAGGAUUGAUUCAGGAAGAGUGUGAAAUACCAUUGUACCCCGGAUCAGACUUACCAGAGUUAUCGCAUGUUGUUAUUGGAUUAGAAAGCUGCGCGCACAGCGACCCGGACUUCGUGGCGACGUGCGUGCUCAACAUGAUGAUGGGCGGCGGCGGCUCGUUCUCGGCGGGCGGGCCCGGCAAGGGCAUGUACACGCGCCUCUACACCAACGUGCUCAAUAGAUACCAUUGGAUGUUCAAUGCCACGGCGUACAACCACGCGUACGGCGACACGGGCCUGUUCUGCGUGCACGCCGCCGCGCCGCCAGCGCGCCUGCACGACACCGCGCUCGUGGUGGCGCGCGAGCUCGCCGCCAUGGCCGGGCCCGUCGCCGCCAACGAGCUGCGGAGAGCAAAGACUCAACUUCAGUCGAUGCUGUUGAUGAACCUCGAAGCGAGGCCGGUCGUGUUCGAGGACGUCGGCCGGCAAGUAUUAGCUACGGGCAAGAGGAAACCGCCGACGUUCUUUAUCAACGAAAUUGAAAAAAUAACAGCGUCGGACAUCCAGCGCGUGGCGCGCCGCAUGCUGGGCAAGCCGCCGGCGGUGGCGGCGCGCGGCCGCCUGGCGCACCUGCCCGCGCUCGCCGACAUACACGCCAACAUGGCGCCCGACGCGCCGCCCGCGCGACGCCUCAACCUCUUCCGCAUG